ACAAGAAAUCCCAUAAAAAUAUUUUAAUAUCAAAUUCUCAUCAACAUAUGGUAAUCCGUCUCGCAAGAAAUCCCAUAUAAAUAACUUCAAUUUCUUCUCCUUCUAUAUACAUAUCUGGUUUAACACUCAUCGCAAACAACAAAAACUCCUCUCUCGUCAAUACCAUCGGUAUUUCCUUUGCAACUCUGCAACAAUGACCGCCAUGGAGACUGCACGGCCGGAAGAUCAAGAAGGGCUUGUUCUCCAAAUGCAAGCUGUUCAAUUAGGAGAACAGAGCGCGUCAAGGACUGAGUCAACUUGGGACGGCGACUCGCUGCUGCCGAACCUGGAAGAAGUGGAGGAGAUUCUAGACUAUCGGUUCCAGAACAAGUCCUUACUGGUGGAGGCUUUCACGGAUUCCUCUUGGACUGAUAAUGACUUCUCUUACGAACGAUUGGAGUACGUCGGUGACUGCGUUCUCAAUUUGAUUUUUACAAAGCAGCAGUUCUUUCAGUACCCGAAACUGAUGCCGGGGGCACUGACCCGACUCCGGGCUGCCAACGUGGAUACCGAGAAGUUAGCUCGCGUCGCUAUCAAACACGGGCUGCACCGGUAUUUGCGUCACAAGAAGCCCUUACUUGAGGAACAAAUUCGUGGGUUUUCAGAGGCAAUCUUGGACUAUCCUCUACAUUCAAAUGGGCUUGUUGAUGUGCCGAAGUCCUUGGCAGAUAUAGUUGAAUCAAGUAUUGGUGCUGUUUUCAUUGAUAGUGAUUCGCUCAGCACUGUUUGGAAGGUGUUUAAGAGUCUAUUGGAGCCUAUUAUUGAUAUGGAGACACUCAAAAUCCAUCCAGUGACUGAACUAUAUGAAGUAUGUCAGAAGAAAAAAAUGAAGUUAAGAUUUGUUGAUUUGUGGAAGGAAGACAUGAAAUUUGAUGUUUUCAUAGAUGAUCAGCUUGUUGGGAUAGGCGUCUAUCAACCCAAGAAGGAAAUUGCUCUUAACAGAGCUGCAAGAGAUGCUUUGGACAACAUUGACAGAAUAUUGGCCGAGAAAGAUGGCUCCAUCAGUUGAUCUCUAUAUGUAAAACAUCCACGCACAACCACAUUUUUUUUUUGUAUUCUUUGUCGAAUAUGAAAAAUUCGUCCCCUGUAAAAACUAUUGAUCAUCUAUUUGAUUUCUUGUUGUGUUUUCUUCCUGUUCAUCUGGAUAUAUCUAUCAUCUUGUUUAACUAGUUUCUUUUA
Molecule: messenger RNA, 1218 nt
Organism: Tripterygium wilfordii
Lineage: Eukaryota; Viridiplantae; Streptophyta; Magnoliopsida; Celastrales; Celastraceae
Product: ribonuclease 3-like protein 3
Exons: 3
Coding region: 194-1048 (284 amino acids)
Biological process (GO): siRNA processing
Cellular component (GO): nucleus; cytoplasm
Molecular function (GO): ribonuclease III activity; RNA binding
Source: RefSeq, a predicted model, not a curated record